Molecule: messenger RNA, 1386 nt
Organism: Dentiscutata erythropus
Lineage: Eukaryota; Fungi; Glomeromycota; Glomeromycetes; Diversisporales; Gigasporaceae
Source: the annotation of a GenBank genome assembly
AUGGAUGUUAUUAAACUUAAUUGCUUAGUCGAGGGAGACGACCCGUAUGACGACUGUUUUGAGGUUAAAAUCAAUAAAAAAGAGACAGUUAGCGCACUUAAAAAAGUUAUAAAAGAUGAUAAGAAACCUGAUUUUGAUAACCUCUCUGCGGGUAAGCUCAAACUUUGGAAAGUUGAUGUCUCCCUCCUCGGAUCUGAGAAGCUAGAUAUACUUGUUAACAAGGAGUAUGCUGUGAUCGAACAAAAAUUAGAAGGUACAAAGCUAUUGGCACCAAAUGAAGUUCAAGAUUAUUUUAAUGAACAACCCACUAAAAAAUAUAUACAUACUAUUGUUGAGCGAAUUAUUUCUUUUGUUGAGACCGAGGCUGCUCCCGAAAAUCACGAUCAACCUUUAGCGGAGACCAUACGUCAACAUAUCGACUAUCCUUCACCAUCAAUUGAUUGUAACUCAUUUUUUACCAGAGACGCUUAUGAAAGAAAUUCAUUUUAUUCCUUUCAUCGAACAUUAGAUGACUUGGUUAUGGAUGAUCAAUGUAGUAAAGAUGAAUCAAAUGAGAUAAAGCAAAAAAUAGAUGUACAGGUGAAUGAUAAUUUAAGAUUUCCCACUUUAAAAAGAAUGACUGAUUUGAUCUCGAUAAAAAGUCUGAAACCUAUUUCAUUACUAUCUGUUAAGGAAGAUAUAUCUGAAAAACAGUCUAAAGAGAUUGAAUCACAAGAGUCAGUAGAUGUAUCUGAAAAGCAGGUCAAAGAGAUUGAAAUUCAAGAUGUAUCUGAAAAGCAGUCUAAAGAGGUUGAGACACAAGAGUCAGUAGAUGUAUCUGAAAAGCAGUCUAAAGAGGUUGAAUCACAAGGUUCAGUGAAUGUAAUCGGUCCAUUUUUACUACUGCUCGAUCAACAAAGAAAGCAAUUAGAAAAAGCAAAUGCAAUUCGGAAUUCUAACAAUUCUGCGUCAGUAUCGCCCACAUUUCCUGUUCGACCGAAUGAUAAAGGGUCUUUUAUUGUUUUGAGUUUUUUAAAAUGUAGGUUAUUUAAAUGUUCUUUCCCGCAUAUUACGAAAGAUGAAUGUGAAAAGGCUGGUUAUAUCAAUUACUGUUUUGUAUUUGCUGACACGGGAAAAUAUGAUAACCGUAACUGUCAAUAUCCCCAUAUAUUUAGGGAUGAAUUAGAAAUACAAAAAUCUCCUGUGUCCUCUAAGCAUAAAGCGCCACCAGCACCAAAGAAAUCUGCUAAAAAGAAAAAGUCCAAUACACCAGAUGAUCUUUUAUAUAUUGCAAAUAACAUAAUUGCUACCGAAAUUAAAGAUUUAGAUGAUAUGUCUGUUCUAGAAAACAAAGGAUCUAAUACUACACCCGAUUUCAACACAUUACUAAAAGAAUUUAAUCAAUAA